Messenger RNA from Diceros bicornis minor, 2049 nucleotides. RefSeq names its product T-box brain transcription factor 1 (gene TBR1). Gene Ontology annotation, biological process: commitment of neuronal cell to specific neuron type in forebrain; regulation of neuron projection development; regulation of transcription by RNA polymerase II. Gene Ontology annotation, molecular function: DNA-binding transcription factor activity, RNA polymerase II-specific; RNA polymerase II cis-regulatory region sequence-specific DNA binding. The transcript is spliced from 6 exons. Bases 1 to 2049 code for a protein of 682 amino acids. NCBI's taxonomy places the organism in Eukaryota, Metazoa, Chordata, Mammalia, Perissodactyla, Rhinocerotidae. Gene Ontology annotation, cellular component: nucleus. The record is from RefSeq and is a predicted model, not a curated record.
AUGCAGCUGGAGCACUGCCUUUCUCCUUCUAUCAUGCUCUCCAAGAAAUUUCUCAAUGUGAGCAGCAGCUACCCACAUUCAGGCGGAUCUGAGCUUGUCUUGCACGAUCAUCCCAUUAUCUCGACCACUGACAACCUGGAGAGAAGUUCACCUUUGAAAAAAAUUACCAGGGGGAUGACGAAUCAGUCAGAUACAGACAAUUUUCCUGACUCCAAGGACUCACCAGGGGACGUCCAGAGAAGUAAACUCUCUCCUGUCUUGGACGGGGUCUCUGAGCUUCGUCACAGUUUCGAUGGCUCUGCUGCAGAUCGCUACCUCCUCUCUCAGUCCAGCCAGCCACAGUCUGCGGCCACUGCUCCCAGUGCCAUGUUCCCGUACCCCGGCCAGCACGGACCGGCGCACCCCGCCUUCUCCAUCGGCAGCCCCAGUCGCUACAUGGCCCACCACCCGGUCAUCACCAACGGAGCCUACAACAGCCUGCUCUCCAACUCCUCACCGCAGGGCUACCCCGCGGCUGGCUACCCCUACCCACAGCAGUACGGCCACUCCUACCAGGGAGCCCCGUUCUACCAGUUCUCCUCCACACAACCCGGGCUGGUGCCCGGGAAAGCGCAGGUGUACCUCUGCAACAGGCCCCUUUGGCUGAAAUUUCACCGGCACCAAACGGAGAUGAUCAUCACCAAACAGGGAAGGCGCAUGUUUCCUUUUUUAAGUUUUAACAUUUCUGGUCUCGAUCCCACGGCUCAUUACAAUAUUUUUGUGGAUGUGAUUUUGGCGGAUCCCAAUCACUGGAGGUUUCAAGGAGGCAAAUGGGUUCCUUGCGGCAAAGCGGACACCAAUGUGCAAGGAAAUCGAGUCUAUAUGCAUCCGGAUUCCCCCAACACGGGGGCUCACUGGAUGCGUCAAGAAAUCUCUUUUGGAAAAUUAAAACUUACAAACAACAAAGGAGCUUCAAACAACAAUGGGCAGAUGGUGGUUUUACAAUCCUUGCACAAGUACCAGCCCCGCCUGCAUGUGGUAGAAGUGAACGAGGACGGCACGGAGGACACCAGCCAGCCGGGCCGCGUGCAGACAUUCACUUUCCCUGAGACUCAGUUCAUCGCGGUCACCGCCUACCAGAAUACCGAUAUUACACAACUGAAAAUAGAUCACAACCCCUUUGCAAAAGGAUUUCGGGAUAAUUAUGACACGAUCUACACUGGCUGCGACAUGGACCGCCUGACCCCUUCGCCCAAUGACUCCCCGCGCUCACAGAUCGUGCCCGGGGCCCGCUACGCGAUGGCCGGCUCCUUCCUCCAGGACCAGUUCGUGAGCAACUACGCCAAGGCCCGCUUCCACCCGGGCGCGGGCGCGGGCCCCGGGCCGGGCACGGACCGCAGCGUGCCGCACACCAACGGGCUGCUGUCGCCACAGCAGGCCGAGGACCCGGGCGCGCCGUCGCCGCAGCGCUGGUUUGUGACGCCGGCCAACAACCGGCUGGACUUCGCCGCCUCGGCCUACGACACGGCCACGGACUUCGCGGGCAACGCGGCCACGCUGCUCUCGUACGCGGCGGCGGGCGUGAAGGCGCUGCCGCUGCAGGCGGCCGGCUGCACGGGCCGCCCGCUCGGCUACUACGCCGACCCGUCGGGCUGGGGCGCGCGCAGCCCCCCGCAGUACUGCGCCGCCAAGUCGGGCUCGGUGCUGCCCUGCUGGCCCAACAGCGCCGCGGCCGCCGCGCGCAUGGCCGGCGCCAACCCCUACCUGGGCGAGGAGGCCGAGGGCCUGGCCGCCGAGCGCUCGCCGCUGCCGCCCGGCGCCGCCGACGACGCCAAGCCCAAGGACCUGUCCGACUCCAGCUGGAUCGAGACCCCCUCCUCCAUCAAGUCCAUCGACUCGAGCGACUCGGGGAUUUACGAGCAGGCCAAGCGGAGGCGGAUCUCGCCCGCCGACACGCCCGUGUCCGAGAGCUCGUCUCCGCUCAAGAGCGAGGUGCUGGCCCAGCGGGACUGCGAGAAGAACUGCGCCAAGGACAUAGGCGGCUACUACGGCUUCUACUCGCACAGCUAG